Messenger RNA from Taeniopygia guttata (zebra finch), 2287 nucleotides. Its product is annotated as lateral signaling target protein 2 homolog. Gene Ontology annotation, molecular function: metal ion binding. Gene Ontology annotation, cellular component: early endosome membrane. Gene Ontology annotation, biological process: negative regulation of epidermal growth factor-activated receptor activity. The record is from RefSeq and is a predicted model, not a curated record. NCBI's taxonomy places the organism in Eukaryota, Metazoa, Chordata, Aves, Passeriformes, Estrildidae.
CCGGUGCCGGCCCGCCCCGUCGGCGAGCGGCGGGCGCGGGGAGCCGGGCGGCGGCAGAGCUGCGGGACGCGCCAUGCUGCCCGCUGCCCUCCGCCGAUGGCUCCGCCGACCCAAGCGCUCCGACCCACGCCUGCUCUCCCAGUUCUUCUUUGCCGACGAGAGGGUGACACGGGUGGUGGCCGAGAUCAACGGGCUGGAUGCCGAACUGGAUCCACAGCAGUACCUGGUGCUCCUCAACCAGCUCCACCUCAGCCAGGCUCACCUGCUGGCCGUCCUGGAGCGGAUCAUGGAGGAGUGCAUCCCCACGCAGCGGCACAGCCGUGACUACCUGGUCAAGUUCCCCGAGGAGCUCUUGGUGGACAACUUGGGGAACCACAUGCUGUUUGCUGCCGAGUGCCUCCUGGCCGGGACCUUCCUGGAGAUGGAGGAGUCAGAUGGGGCCCAGCUGCGGCCCCAGGCCAGGAAUCUGCUGUGCAGCCUGGAGCUGGUCCGGACAGUGCUGCGGGAGCAAAGCCUGAGCCAGCCCAGCUCCUACCCAGAGCCUGUGCGGGCUGUGCUCAUCCAAUUUGACCGUCUGUUUGCAGAGUUUGAGCUGAGCUACGUGUCCUCGCUGGUGGCAGUGAAGUCUCCUGAUGAGAUCUACAGGCAGCAGGAGAUCAUCGUGCUCUUCUGUGAGACAGUAGAGAGAGCGCUGCACCUGGGCUACCUGACCCAGGAGAUGAUUGAUGGCUAUGAACCACUGCUGAUGUUCACCAUCCCUCGCCUGGCCAUUAUCAGUGGUCUCCUCAUCUACCCUGAGGGUCCCCUCAGCCUGGAGCGGAGCCCUGAGGAGAUGUCCCGGGUCUUCAGCCCCUUCUACAGCCUCCUGAAGAAGAUCAGGGACCUGUUGUGGGUGCUGUCAGCAGAGGAGCUCUGCCUGCUGGAGAGGAGCCUGUGCACAGCCGAACAGGAGGAUCCCUGCAGUCCAGAUGGGGGGGCAGCUGUGCCCAGUGUGGACCCUCCUGCUCCCUUCAGUCUUCUGGAGGUUCCUAAUGCCACCCAACCUCUCCCCACCUGCACGACACGACUGGGACCCCCCAGAGCAGUGGAUGGCCUGGGCACUGAUUGGCAGCAGGGGUGUGCGGUGGGCAGGGAGCAGGACCAAGAUGGCAAAUCUCACACCAUCCCUGGUGUAAUGGUCACCUCCCCCCUGCACAGUCCCCAGCCCCUUGGGAGCGGCCCAGGGAUGGGGGUCAAUGCCAGCUCAGGUGCCCGCUGCUCGGAGCUGCGCUCCCGCUACAGCAGCUCCAAGGACAUGCUGCACACCCUCUUCGUCUGCAUCUCAGGGGUGGCUGAUCAGCUCCAGACCAACUUUGCCAGUGACAUGAGGAGCAUCUUGAAAACUGUCUUCAAGAUUGUGUGCACGCAGGCGGAGCCCUCAGAGGAGCAGAGUUACAGCAAAGAGAAAGGUGGUGACUCCUCUGUGACAGAUGCUCCUUGCGUGGCUGACUGCCCACUGUGCUCCAGCCCUGCAGAGGCUGCCAGGCUCCGGAGGGCAGCAGGUGCCCGCCACCUGCCCGAGUGGGUGCCCGACAGCACAUGCAGCCAGUGCUCUGCCUGCCGCUCGCCCUUCACCCUGCUGCGCCGCCGGCACCACUGCCGCAGCUGUGGGAAGAUCUUCUGUGCCCGCUGCUCACCGAACACUGCGGCGCUGCCCUACUACGGCCAGACCAAACCCGUACGUGUCUGCACCCAUUGCUACACCACACACCUCCCGCCCACAGCGCGCUGUGCCCGGAGCCAGUGAGAGCCCCUGUGCCAGACCUGCAUCACAGGACAGCUGGGUGCCCAGGGCCACUCGGGGCUGCGGGGCAGCACCUCGGCUCCUCCGAGCUUGGUGGGCAUGGCAGCAGGACCCCCCCGCCUGGUUUUAGGCUUCCCCCCGGUUUGCAGGGGCAGGACCCCGCACACGGUGGCAGCCCGCGCGGAGUGAUGGUGGGCGCAGGACCGCCUCUCCCGGUGCACCACGGCUGCUGUGCUUUGGGUGAGCCGCCUGCUGCUGCCGUGCACCUGCCCCCCGGCUGGAAAUGUGCUUCGUGGUGGUUUUUUACAGGUGAACUUUGCCUGCUGUUGGGCCCGGGACAGAGUCUCCCCCCGGGGCCUGGCCUGAGAACAGCCCUCACAUGACAGCGGGAGCCCCGGGGCCGCCCGUGCCGUGCCGUGCCGUGCCCGGGGGCUGGGGCCCGGCGCUCCCCUUCCCUCCCUAUCGCCUCCACGGGAUGGAUUUUAAUAAAGCGAUAAACCCGUC